Mytilus trossulus (common blue mussel) is the source of this 9139-nucleotide messenger RNA. RefSeq lists its product as uncharacterized. The transcript is spliced from 10 exons. Gene Ontology annotation, molecular function: DNA binding. Lineage: Eukaryota; Metazoa; Mollusca; Bivalvia; Mytilida; Mytilidae. The record is from RefSeq and is a predicted model, not a curated record. Gene Ontology annotation, biological process: DNA integration; DNA recombination. Bases 1 to 4914 code for a protein of 1637 amino acids.
AUGUUAGGGAUAUUCAAGAACAGAGAUCUGGAUAUUCAAGAACAGAGAUCUGUACACAACACUGAGCUUCCUAUAACAAGUGGAGAAGAUACACAUGUUGGGGAUAUUCAAGAACAGAGAUCUGAACACAACACUGAGCUUCCUAUAACAGUUGGAGAAGAUACACAUGUUAGGGAUAUUCAAGAACAGAGAUCUGUACACAACACUGAGCUUCCUAUAACAAGUGGAGAAGAUACACAUGUUAGGGAUAUUCAAGAACAGAGAUCUGUACACAACACUGAGCUUCCUAUAACAAGUGGAGAAGAUACACAUGUUAGGGAUAUUCAAGAACAGAGAUCUGUACACAACACUGAGCUUCCUAUAACAGUUGGAGAAGAUACACAUGUUAGGGAUAUUCAAGAACAGAGAUCUGUACACAACACUGAACUUCCUAUAGCAAGUGGAGAAGAUACACAUGUUAGGGAUAUUCAAGAACAGAGAUCUGUACACAACACUGAGCUUCCUAUAACAGUUGGAGAAGAUACACAUGUUAGGGAUAUUCAAGAACAGAGAUCUGUACACAACACUGAGCUUCCUAUAACAAGUGGAGAAGAUACACAUGUUAGGGAUAUUCAAGAACAGAGAUCUGUACACAACACUGAGCUUCCUAUAACAGUUGGAGAAGAUACACAUGUUAGGGAUAUUCAAGAACAGAGAUCUGUACACAACACUGAACUUCCUAUAGCAAGUGGAGAAGAUACACAUGUUAGGGAUAUUCAAGAACAGAGAUCUGUACACAACACUGAGCUUCCUAUAACAGUUGGAGAAGAUACACAUGUUAGGGAUAUUCAAGAACAGAGAUCUGUACACAACACUGAGCUUCCUAUAACAAGUGGAGAAGAUACACAUGUUAGGGAUAUUCAAGAACAGAGAUCUGUACACAACACUGAGCUUCCUAUAACAGUUGGAGAAGAUACACAUGUUAGGGAUAUUCAAGAACAGAGAUCUGUACACAACACUGAGCUUCCUAUAACAGUUGGAGAAGAUACACAUGUUAGGGAUAUUCAAGAACAGAGAUCUGUACACAACACUGAGCUUCCUAUAACAAGUGGAGAAGAUACACAUGUUAGGGAUAUUCAAGAACAUAGAUCUGUACACAACACUGAGCUUCCUAUAACAAGUGGAGAAGAUACACAUGUUAGGGAUAUUCAAGAACAGAGAUCUGUACACAACACUGAGCUUCCUAUAACAAGUGGAGAAGAUACACAUGUUAGGGAUAUUCAAGAACAGAGAUCUGUACACAACACUGAGCUUCCUAUAACAAGUGGAGAAGAUACACAUGUUAGGGAUAUUCAAGAACAGAGAUCUGUACACAACACUGAGCUUCCUAUAACAAGUGGAGAAGAUACACAUGUUAGGGAUAUUCAAGAACAGAGAUCUGUACACAACACUGAGCUUCCUAUAACAAGUGGAGAAGAUACACAUGUUAGGGAUAUUCAAGAACAGAGAUCUGUACACAACACUGAGCUUCCUAUAACAAGUGGAGAAGAUACACAUGUUAGGGAUAUUCAAGAACAGAGAUCUGUACACAACACUGAGCUUCCUAUAACAGUUGGAGAAGAUACACAUGUUAGGGAUAUUCAAGAACAGAGAUCUGUACACAACACUGAGCUUCCUAUAACAAGUGGAGAAGAUACACAUGUUAGGGAUAUUCAAGAACAGAGAUCUGUACACAACACUGAACUUCCUAUAGCAAGUGGAGAAGAUACACAUGUUAGGGAUAUUCAAGAACAGAGAUCUGUACACAACACUGAGCUUCCUAUAACAGUUGGAGAAGAUACACAUGUUGGGGAUAUUCAAGAACAGAGAUCUGUACACAACACUGAACUUCCUAUAGCAAGUGGAGAAGAUACACAUGUUAGGGAUAUUCAAGAACAGAGAUCUGUACACAACACUGAGCUUCCUAUAACAGUUGGAGAAGAUACACAUGUUAGGGAUAUUCAAGAACAGAGAUCUGUACACAACACUGAGCUUCCUAUAACAGUUGGAGAAGAUACACAUGUUAGGGAUAUUCAAGAACAGAGAUCUGAACACAACACUGAGCUUCCUAAAGGGGGAAAUGUAUAUACCUUUUCUCUUGGAGAAAUGCAAAAUUUAGCCCAGCAGUGGACAAAGCAGACAGAAGAUGAAGAAUCUGAUACUCCUUCUUCUACUGUUGUUUUUAUUGAGGAACAAGAACAUGGUAUUUUUAAGUUUACAGAAAUCAAACAAAUAUCAAUGUUUAAAGGUGAAACCAAAGGACCAACAGAUGAUAAUCAUGAAGUGGUUUAUGAGGCAGAAGCUGUGAUAGAAACAGAAACUUUUGCAGAUGAUACUUUGAUUUUUCCAAAGGAUGAGAUACAGGAAAUCAUUGGACAUGAUGUCAUGGAUGUAGAAGAUGGGAAAAAAUGUAAAAAGAGAAGAUGGAAGAGAAUUAGGUACACAGAUUCUGAUAUGGAAGUUGAUCCUCCAGCUGAAGGUACAUGUAGUAUCAAAAGAACGAAAGUCAGUAAUGAGACAUGUGAGUUGGUUUAUGAUAUUGAUAACAACAGUGAUAACAACAGUGAUAACAACAGUGAGACAAGUGAACAAUAUCCUGUACUCCCAAAGCUGCAGUGCUCAGUUGGCAAAAUUGAGUUGAGUUCUGAGGAUUCUGAAGAUAUUGACGACUUUAUAGAUGAAGAUAUCAUUAUAAGAGAUGUUAAACACAAGGAACUAUACAUUACGGGUGUGAAAAAAAAUGAAUUUACUAAAACGGGUAAAAUGAAGAAAACAGAGAGGGUAUAUAAUUCCCACCACCCCUGUCCAUUUUGUGGCAUAAUGCAGACUAAUUUUUCCCACCAUAUAUUGUCUACUAAACAUAUGGAAGAACAAGAAGUUAAAGAAAUUAUGAAACUAGAUCUUUCAAACAGUAGUUCUGAGGAAAAAAAGAAAAUUAUGAAAGAUAGAAAAAGAAUGAUUGAUCUGUUAAGAUUAAAAGGAUGUCAUCAACAUAACAUGAAAGUCAAUCAAAGUAAAACCGGAGAAAUCAUAUUGGCCCGUAGAAUUUUAACGUCCGGAUCUUUUGACAUUGAAAAGUAUGGAGCGUGUCCAUCAUGUCUUGGGUGGUUUUUAAUGUCAAAUUUUCAAAGGCAUCAAUCAAAUUGUCCUGGUAAUUAUAGUAGAACGAAACAAAGUAAGGCUAGUUUGAUAACCCAGUCUCAGAUAAUAUCUAGAAGAAUUUCAGAUGAGGCUAGUCCUGCUUUAGUCAGAGAGGUUUUUAGUAUAAUGACCAUAGAUGAAGUCUCAAAGGUUGCAAAAAAUGACAAACUAAUUAUAUCAUUAGGAAAUCAAUGGAUGCUGUCUAACAUGGGCAAUCGUAUAAUGAGGAAAUACUAUACAUCUUCUGUGAUGAGAUUGGCAGCCAAGCUUCUGACUUCUUUAAGAAGCAUCACAGGUUUGAAGGAACAUUCAAUGGAGCAGUUCAUAGAAGCAAAAUAUUAUGAAUAUUUUGCCAAAGCUGCAUUGAUUUGUAGUAAACAAGUUGUAAAUGAUGAAGAAGAUUUGAAUAGCCCAAGCAAUGCAAUAAAACUUGGAUAUGACAUAAAACGUAUGGCUUCUGCAAAACUUGGUGAAGCUUUAGUGGAAGGUGAUGAUCUAAAGAAAUCCCAAGCAGAAAACUUUUUAACACUAGUGAAUAUGAGUUGGAGCUUGAAAGUGACAAAACUAGCAAGAAUGGUUCUAGCAGAAAGAAAUUUUAAUAUUAUUAAGCAACUUCCUCUACCUGAAGACAUUCAAAAAAUGGUUUCUUUUAUGGUGGAAGAGCUUAAUAAAUUGGACUUGCAGGAUGUUGCAUACAAGAUAUUUAGAAAGGCUGCUGUUCUUGCUUUAGCUAGGAUUACAUUGUAUAAUAGAAGAAGAUGUCAUGAAGUUCAAGCUUUAAAUUUAUCGGAUUACAGGAGGAGAAAAAGUACCCCAGAUGAAGUGGCUUUGCAAAUGAGCCAUGAGCUCACAGAGUUUGAAAAGGAGCUUCUUAACACGCAGGAGGUGGUAAUGAUUCGAGGGAAGGGUGGCAAGGCGGUUCCGGUUAUUAUCCCAAAGGAUGCUGUAAAUGUGUUGGAAUACCUGUCAAAUGACUCUAUUAGACUCAAAGUUGGAAUACCUCCUUCGAAAUAUUUGUUUGCUAAUUCCAAUGCAGGUGUUUUUAGGGGCUAUGAUGCCAUUGGUGCUGUAAAAAAGGAAGCAGGAUUAAAGUUGCCAAACCUUGUUAAAACGUCUAACAUGAGGAAGUAUAUGGCAACAAUGAUGCAGUCAUUGGACAUAACAGAAAACCAACGUCAAUGGAUCCUAGAUCACCUAGGACAUACUAUGGAUGUCCAUAGGGUCCAUUAUAGGCAAACAAGUGAUUUAAUAGAAAGGGUUCAUGUAUCAAAACUUUUGUUAAUCCAAGACUUUGGUAUGGUGAAAGAUUUUGUUGGCAAAAAAUUGGAGGAUAUUCAACUAGAAGAUAUUGUACCGCAAAAAAAAGACAUAUCAGCAGUAAGUGAAGAUGAUGCAGAUAUAGAUACACCAAACACAGGAAUUGAUAAUAUAGCAGAGGACUUUAUUCCAGAAUUGCAUGACGAUGAAGUUGAUGCUGAUUUCAGCAUUCCAAUUCAAGAACAUAGACCUGAUAAAAAGAAAUCUAGAAAAGACAAAGUUCAACGCCAAAAAUGGUCAGAGGAUGAUGUCCAGGAACUAGAGGACCUGUUUUCAGUUAAUCUUAAAAAACUGAAAUGUCCAAAACAAGCCGAAAUUGAAAAAAAAAUUUCAAUUAGCAAAAAAAAUGGUGGUCUUAUCCACAAAAGAAAGCGUGAUAACAUCAAGAAGAAAGUCAGCAAUAUGAUUCAAAAACUCAAAACCAUUGAUAAUGGUUAAUAUUGAAAAUUAUUUUACAGGACAAAUAUAAAUAAAAAUAAAUAUUGGCUCACCUGAGGUUAAUAAACUUGUCUUUUUUAUCGCUGACAUAGGGUAGGUUAGGCUGGGUUUUUUAUUAUUUGUUGGUUGCAUAUUUUAAUAUGAAAUUUUGUAAUUUUGUCUGAGAAGGAAAUAAAAUUCCUAAGAUAUAAUUAUGAAUACAUUUACUGUUUAUUUAAACAAUAUUGUAAACCUGGAAGCAACAAGAAAAUCUCUUUGAAUAAAGCUUCAUAUUUUAGAAGGUUUUUCGAGCUGGAUAAUCCAUAUUUGGUACAUGUGAACUUGACCUCAUUUUCAUGGUUUAAUGACAAUUUAAAAAUUCUGAGUUAAAAUUGGUAAUAGGACAGCUAUUUGGUAAUAAAUUAAUUGCUUAAUAUAUGUGUCUGUCAGACUAGGUUAACCUGACCUUUACCACAUUUCAGGAAUCAGUGAUUAAGUGAGUUAAUAUGACUAGAGAGGAAUAAAACUUAGCAGGGGCCCAGUCGCCCAUGGCCCUAGAUUUUGUGCUGGGCUACUUAAAUUUUGAUAAAAUUUGGUUCAAAAUACAAACGUCAAUUAGGAACAAUUUUGUCUGUGCUACCAGCUUGAAUUUCCCAAGUUUUAUCCCUGCUAGAUCCAUUUCUCAUGUAUUUUAAGCAAUAGGUCAACUGUAGUAGGUGUAUAGAAUGAUUGUUAAGAAUACAUCUCUUAUCUGACAGGGUUGAUCUUGACAUUAACCUUAUUUUCAUGGAUAAUUGAUAAUAUUAAAUUUUCUGUUUUACUUGAAGCAAAACUUUUUAUAUAUAAUUCAGUUAAAGAUCUUCGCUACACUUGUUUUGACUUUUUGUCUGAUAUUUGAAUCCUCUAGUUUUAUCCAUAUAGUGCCACUUCUUGAUUUAUUUUAUUACAUUUGGUUUUAAAAGCCAUUUUUGAAAAUCUUAUACAAUCCUUGUUAUUUUUUAUUUGUUUUUAAGAAAAGGUUCACAAUGUUAAAUGCAUGAAAAAUCUUAAAUUUCCCUACAAAUGUCCUAUUGGUUAUUUCUCUAAACAAGGACAAAGACAUUUCAUUUUUUAUGCUUUUCAAGAUCCGUUAUUUAUAUUCUAUCAGUUUAUAGUCUUUUAAUAAAAUCUUGUUAUUUUGAGACAUAGGAGCUAAUUCUGAUCAUCCUUAAAUCAGUUUAGCAGACCAAACAUUUCAGCAUGUGCACUCUUAGUUAUUUUUGUGUUUAUGUAUAGAUUUAUUUUUAUUUGAUGAUGGGCUUUAUGGGAUUAAAUUUGUACAGGCAUUUUUUUUUGUGAGACUUGGCAACAGUUAAAAUUAUUGUUUAUUUUACUACUCUGAGAAAAAACUCAAAAGAAUUUGUCAUAAAGUGAAGAUUUAUUAUACAUGUAUUUUUUUUGUCUUGUCUACUGAGAUUGACAUUAUAUGUAUAUUUUGUUUUAUAAUAUCUGCUACACGUAAUUGCUGAAGACAGGGCAUUAGUGUGUACAGUAUAAUAUGGUAGUAGAAAUGUUUUUCAAACUUGUUUAUGUGUGAAAUUUAUUCAUCCAUUUGGGACAGAUGCCACAUGAUGUAAAAUUACUGCAUCUUUUAUCAAGGACCUUAUGCCAAAGUAACUUUAUGGAAACUACUGUUACUAAUUUGAGAAACUAAUAUUUGCAAUUUGGACAUUCAUGGUACCGACAUAUUUUUGAUUUUUUUUAAUUGAAAAACAAAACUAUAGAAUGGAUAUGUGUACUCAUUUUCAAUAUUACCCUGUAAACAAGAAAGUAUUCAAUUAGGAAAAAUAAUGGUUCCCUUUGAACAACUGGGCCUAGUGUGAGAAGUUACCACAAUUAAUUUUCAGAUCCAUAGAUCAAAUAGACAGGAGGUACAGUUAUUGUUUUUGGUAAACUUGUCAAAAUUAGAUUUAUACCACAACUAAAAAAAAUCUUUGAAAAUUUGACUGAAAUAAUUGAGGUUAUUUGAAAUUCUAAGGUGACUUGUUCAAGCUUAUAAUGUUACAAAUAAGUUACUCCUGUUGUCCUAAUGGUGUUAAAUGUCUAAAAUACUGUAUGGGAUUAUUUUUAUUUCCCAGUUUACUUGUCUCAAACUAUAAUAUCUGAGUAUUUUGGUAUGAAAAUAAUAAAUAUGUUUGCCUGUAAUAUGUUUAUUCACUGUGACAUUGCCAAUUUUCAUCACAGUAACAAUCCACAUAAUAUCUUGUCUCAAAAUAAAAAAUGAUCUAAUGAUUUCUAUAGCAAGUAGGGACCAGUUGUUUAAAAUUUGCACUAAUUAUUUCUGUGUAAUUUGUUUUCAUUGCAACACCAAAUUAUAGAAUGCACUGUCAUUAAUUGUUUAAAGAAAUUGUGUACACAUUUUCAGUCUUGUUCUGUGUACAAGACAGUAUUUAAUUUAAAAAAAAUAGAUCACUUUGAACAACUGGUCCCAGUGUGAGAAGUUUUACUUAAACACAAUAUAUGUUCAGAUCCAUAAGAAGUUUAUGCAGUUGGUACAGUGAACUUAGAAAAUAAUGCAUUUUUGUAUUGUUAUUAAAAGUUAAAAUUCAUUGAAAAUUUGAUAGAAUGAAUAUUGUGUUUUUAGCUCACCUUUCCUAAAAGGAAAUGUGAGCUUUUGCCAUCACUUGGCGUCCGUCGUCGUCGUAAACUAUUUCAAAGAUCUUCUCUGAAACUACUGAACCAAUUCCAACCAAACUUUAGCUGAAUGAUCCUUAGGGUAUCUAGAUUAAAGUUUGUGUUUUAUUUUCCAUUUCGUCAAAAAACAUGGCCGCCAUGGCUAAAAAUAGAACAUAGGGGUAAAAUGCAGUUUUUGGCUUAUAUCUCAAAAACUAAAGCAUUUAGAGCAAAUCUGACAAGGGGUAAAAUUGUUCAUUAGGUCAAGAUCUAUCAGCCUGAAAAUUUUCAGAUAAAUCGAACAACCCAUUGUUGGGUUGCUGCCACUUAAUUUGUAAUUUUAAGUAAAUUUUGCAGUUUUUGGUCAUUAUCUUGAAUAUGAUUAUAGAUAAAGAUAAACUGUAAACAGCAAAAAUGAUCAGCAAAGUAAGAUCUACAAAUAAGUUAAUAUGACCAAAAUUGUCAAUUGACCCCUUAAGGAGUUAUUGUCCUUUAAUGACAAAUUUACACAAUUUGUUCAUCAUAUUUGCUAACUUUAAAAAAUCUUCUCCUCUGAAACUACUGAACCAAAUUCAAUCAAACUUACACUUAAUGAUCAUUAAGGUGUCUAGAAUAAAGUUUGUGUUUUAUUUUUUAUUUGGUAAAAAAACAUGGCUGUCAUGGCUAAAAAUAGAACACAGGGUAAAAUGCAGUUUUUGGCUUGUAUCUCAAAAACACCAGCAUUUAGAGCAAAUCAGACAAGAAGUUAAAGUUAUAAUUAGGUCAAGGUCUACAUGCCCUGAAAUUUUCAGCCGAAUGGGGUAACUGGUUUUUCAGUUAUUGCCCCUGAUUUGAUGAUUUUAAUGAAAUUUUGCAGUUUUUGGUUAUUAUCUUGAAUAUUUUUAUAGAUAACGAUAAACUGUAGACAGCAAAGUAAGAUCUACAAAUAAGUCCAAUUGAACAAAAUUGUCAAUUGACCCCUGAAGGAGUUAUUGCCCUUUAAAGACAUUUUUCACAAUUUAUUAAUCAUGGUGGCUUACUUCAAAAAUCUUCUCCUUUGAAACUGCUUAAUCCAUUUCAGCCAAACUUAGGCAUAAUGAGUUUCAGAGUACAUAUCUAGCAUACAUUUUAUAUUUUAUUUCCUUGUAUGACAAGAAACAUGGCCCCUAUGGCUAAAAUAGAGCAUAGGGGAAAAUGCAUUUUUUUUUGUUAAAGAAGAUAUGACGGAUUCGAAGAACAUUUAUUUAAAUUUUAACGCCAAAUAAUCAUUGAUGAAAGAUUUAAGUAAAAAAUUUAAGGUGAGCGAUUCAGGCUCUUGAGAGCCUCUUGUUCUUAAAUUCCAAGGUUAUUACAUCUAAUCUUAUUAGGUUACAGGUUAGGUUCCCCUAUUGUCUUUAUUGGUAUAAGUAUUUAGAUUUUGUUUCCAUCAGAAAUUCAAAAUGGUUGCAAGUUUACAUAGAAGCUCUUAAGGAAAAUGAUUUGAAAUGUUAAUUUUUGAUAAAUUAGUGAUGAAGGCAGGGUGAGCAAUUUCGGGCUCCUAGGAGACUCUUGUUUGUGUAUUGUAUAAUGUGUAUCAUGUGAUAAUGUCUGUUGUUAAUAAAGUUGAGAAAGUUUA